UCGAACUUGCGACCAUGACGUCUUUCGCAUACAGGGUAUCGGUCUUAACCAUUGAGCCACUCCACUCAUCAUCUUCUCAUCCUCCCCUCUUCUAAUCGUCUCCUCAGUCUCUUCUCAUAAUCACCUGGAACUCUCUACCUUCACUACUCUUUCAACUCCUGGUCUGAAAAGUGGCCUUUAGUUUGUGUUGGGAAUCAGUUCAAAGGCAGUCCUUUGCCUUUGAACUGUAACAGUAAAUGACUGUGGCCAUGAGACAAAGGACUAAGACAGGGUGAGGGCGACGUUAAGGUAAAGGGAAGCUUAAGGCUAAGGAGAACAAGUGAAGGAAACUGCAUUAAAUCACCACCACCCAAAGAGAAAGCACAGAAGAAGACGAGGAACACCAACUACAGUCUUGUUCAAUCAUUUAACCCAUGAUGGAGGCACUUGAAGAUUUUGAGAGAGCGCUGAAGAAUGUUGAUAAAAUAAGUGAGCUGGUGAAGGAUCUAAACUCCUCUGAUGCUGACACCAGGCAAAAAGCAAUUAAGGAGGCCGACUGCUACAUCGCCUCCAUGGACGAACCCUGCAGGACAAAAAUGAACAAGACUAAAAUCAACACAAGCUCAACCGACCAGCCGUCGUUUAGUCCCCAGAGUGAAAGUCCAGAGAGCUUCAUUAAGAACAUGGAGAGAGAUGCUGAAGACAGGAGACAAAGGCGCAUCGCUCAACAAAAAAAAGCUCUCGUGCUCAAAGACGAGGGGAAUAAAGCUUACGCUGACGGAGAUUAUGAAUCUGCAGUGAAAUGUUACAGCGACGGCUUGGCUGAACUACGGGACAUGCAGCAGCUGUACACCAACCGAGCUCAGUCCUACAUCAAGCUGGGAAAGCACAAGGAGGCCAUCAGUGACUGCGAGUGGGCGCUGAAGUGCAACGACAGGUGCAUUAAAGCCUACUUCCACAUGGGCAAAGCCUACCUGGAAUUGAAGGACUACAGUGAGUCAAGGCGCUGCUUUGAGAAGAUAGCGGAAAUUGAACCUGGACGGAAGAAAAUGGUAGAAGAACACGUGACACAGGUGAAUAUGGAGGAGGAAAGAGAGACUCAGGAGGUGAAUGCAAAGCAGGAGUUUGAUAAGGGCGAGAGGAAAGGUACAGCAGUACCCGAGGUCCUCAAGAAGCUUUCAAAGCCUGGUCAGAUGACGCUCUUUUACUGCGGAGGCUUGCAGAUUCUGUUAGAAGCAGUUCGUGACUCGACAGGUCAGACCCUUUUCAGAUUGAACAAUGGCUUUAGCAUCAUCUGCAGAAACGACACGGUGAAGAGAUGCCUGCUGGAGAAAACAAAAGACAAGCACAGCCAAAGGUUAUGUGUGUCUGUUCUGAAAUUAUGGAGGGUUAUUUGUGACGGGAAUGCCGAAAACCAGAAGAUGUUACUGAAAUGCCCAGUGACGAGACAAGCCACUGUGUAUUUGAUAGCAUCAGAGAGUGUUGCAGUGCAGAGAGAAUGUCUGUCAUUACUACAUUUGUUUGCUCAGAUGCCACACGGGAGACAACUGGCCAUUGAAAGCCUGGAUGUGCACGUGUUAGUGAGGAACCUCAUGGCGUGCAUCUCAAAGCAGCAGCAAGAAAACAUGGCAGUCAACGUUCUGGAGAACUUUGCAGCAGAAAAAAAACUUUUUACUCAGUUAAGGAACGUGUUGACCGACUCCGUCAUUGAGCCAUUGACGACAAUCCUAAGAAAUAUCAGCGAGUCCAAUCGUCAUGUUCUUCCGUCUCUGAUUUCAGCCAUUGGAUGUUUGGCUCAAGACGACGUUAUUCGUCAUCAACUUGCUCACGACUCAGAGUGUUGGAAGGCCUUCCUGUUUUCCAUCAGGCACUGCAGUGCACAUGAAUUCAAGGAGAUCCUUUACCCCGUGCUUGGAUUAAUCAUCAGCCUUUCAACGGUGACGUCUCCGGCCGUCCAGGAACACUCUCUUUCACUCUGCGACUUCUGUCAGGAACUGCUCAGGGACACUGACGGAGGAGUCAUAACUCGAGCCAUUGGCGUGCUGAGCACCGUGCUCCCUCAGUCCUCUGAGGCUGUUGAGCGUGUUAUUCAGAGGGGCGUGGUUCGGACCAUGUACCGGUUGCUGAAGAGACCAGGGCAGACUGCCUCUAAAUACGCCAUGAAGACUCUGACAGUGUGCACCGCUGCUAGUCAUUUGGCUCGGCAGGAGCUGGUGAAGUGUGAUAAAAAGCUAUCUAUUUUACGUCAUUUGCUGGCUUCCAGCUGUGACGACAUGGUCUCAGGAAAUGCCACCCUCUGCUUGACUCACUGCCUUCAGUUGGAGCGAGUCGCCAGCAGUCUGCUGGACACUGAUAUUGUGCUGCUGCUGCUACGCCGCGCUGCAGGGGACGCAAAGAGGACGGCUGUGCAGCAAAAUGCGGCGAUUGCUCUGGGGAAGCUGUGUCAGGCCGAGCCCAGGCAUUUGAACAGACUUCGAGAACUUCACGGCUUUGAGGUUCUGCACUCCUGUAUGAAGUUCAUCACAUGAAUUUGAGACUGAAAAUACAACUAGGGUUAUUACUUAGGCACAUCCUCAUCCUGGUAAGGAUGGAUUGCUUAACAGGACCAGGGCCUGCUUGGGCCCCUGAAGCCCAAGCCUCUGUACUACUACCCCAAAUUAAUAUGUAUGUAUUAGGCUGUUACCCACCCCUGAUGUCUUCAUGGGGCCUUCAUAACUAAUGUUAUUAUGUGAUAUGUCUAACAGGGCCUCUCAAUCAUUCAAUUAUUAUAUAUAAGUGUUGCCUCUUUUGGUAUAACUAAUAAUUAAUUCACAAAUCCAUUCUUGAGAACUCUGCACCAAAGUCCAUUGAGAAAAUCUGUGUUUUUAGCUGCUGGUCUACUGCUUUCUGAUUUGUCAAUUUUAUGCUACUUGAACUUUUCCUAAUGUAAAUUAUUGCACCGAUGUGAUUGUGCAUUGAAGUGUCAAAUAUUUACAUGUAAAUUUGCUGCCACCUGCUGUUCAAACUUUGUACCUACAGAUGUUCAACUGCAAUAAAUGUGGAGUCACAUGUGGAGCCUUUAAACAAAUUAAAUAUUUAAAAUAAGUUUACAUAUGACACAAAAACAUUAUAGAAUAUAAUUCAUAUGGAAAUUACAGCAUAAAACACAUG
This is a messenger RNA of Solea solea (common sole), 3129 nucleotides long. Its product is annotated as tetratricopeptide repeat protein 12-like. The transcript has a single exon. Gene Ontology annotation, molecular function: protein binding. The coding region runs from base 414 to 2507 and encodes 697 amino acids. The record is from RefSeq and is a predicted model, not a curated record. Lineage: Eukaryota; Metazoa; Chordata; Actinopteri; Pleuronectiformes; Soleidae.